UAAAGUUUCCAUAUUAUUAUAUCAUCUAUUGUAUUUACCAUUUAGUUAAUACUUAAUACUAAUAGUUGAAUAGACUGACAAGACAGUGAUGUUUUACUUUUUUCUUUCGUGAGUUCGAAUAUUUUGGAACAUUUGUGAGCCGACAGUCAUUGGAGUGAACCGAAAUAUUGUCUUCAAUUGUAUAGAUAUACAAGUAUUUUAGUUAUGUCAACGUCUGAAACGACUAACGGGCAAGUGGCUACUACUCCGGUAGCACCGACCGUCGAUGCCCCACCAGAGUCGAGUGUUUCAGAAUCUCAGGUAACUUCCUCCGAGAGUAAUGCUAAAAGGCUGAAAAAUCCCAAGCACAAUGCACCCAUGCGCCAAUAUUUAGACCAAACUGUUGUACCAGCAUUGUUAGUAGGCAUGAAGGAGUUAGUCAAGGAAAGACCUCCUGAUCCAUUGGGUUUUCUAGCUGCAUUUUUAUUGAAGUAUAAAAAGGAACAUGUUGACAAAGACUCAAUUUCAGAAACAUAAACGGAUACAUUUUCUUCAUAAAAAAAAAAAAAAUUAUAACAAUAAUUACUAAAUAGACAUAAAUAAUAAUCACA
Messenger RNA from Metopolophium dirhodum (rose-grain aphid), 590 nucleotides. Its product is annotated as protein dpy-30 homolog. Bases 205 to 516 code for a protein of 103 amino acids. The record is from RefSeq and is a predicted model, not a curated record. Gene Ontology annotation, cellular component: Set1C/COMPASS complex. NCBI's taxonomy places the organism in Eukaryota, Metazoa, Arthropoda, Insecta, Hemiptera, Aphididae. The transcript has 4 exons.